UAAACGAGAGAGACGCACCCCCAGUCCGAUUCCGAGGAGAGUAGUUGGAAGGCGGAUUGAGAUCGCCUGGAGAGUGAGGUCGCAACGAAGUGGAGAUCGUUUAUCUGCAGACUUGCGGCGCUGGAGGAACAUGCUGCGAGCAGCGGCUCUGCGAAGCGGCGGGCGGCGCUAUGACUAAGGCGGCAAAGUUCAUACUCAAGACUAUUCGCCGGUGGCUGUUGAGUCAUUCCACACCUGGGGUACGAGUCAGGCCAGGUUCUUCGCUCCACACCUGUAAUUCCAGAUCCGAUUUUCUUUUCCGAGCAGAUUUCCAUAUUUUGAUGAAAUUAAAUUCUAUUUUUUGGAAUUCAUAUCCGCUUUGUUCACAUUCAUCACAUCACUUAUGUUUCUAUUGCAUUGCAUUGGAGUCGUUGCAUUCAACCCUCGCUCUCGCUGGCUCUAAGGAUGGCUCUGUUCACAUUCAUUGCAUUACUAAUGUUUCUAUUUCAUCUUCAACAAACUUCUUUGAGGUUUUAAAGGUUGACACCUUGAAUUGUAAUAAUGUUCUCUCAUACACACGUGCCAUUGGUUGUUCAUUAAACCUUGUAAUAAUCAUCUCUCAUGUCAUAGAGAUAAGUAAACACCUAUUGAUCAUUGUUAUAUUUUUCUAUUUUGAUUCUUCAUUGAAUAUUUAUCUGGGUUUUCAAUACAAUUAUGCACCAUUUGAUGAUCUAGCAUAGUUUUAAUAUAAACUAGCUUAUUUUUUCCAAGUCUGUUUCUAGAGUGUGAGUAGUGAAAGGUACUCUUACAUUCAAGUUGGUUUCAGGUUUUAUGCUUGGAGGAGGUUGUGUUUCAAUGUCAUAUCCUAGAUGUGUGGAACGGAAAAGGCAUUGUGCAGCAUUGGAGUCGUUGUUUAUGGUCCAAGCUUCUGUCAAAUUAAGCACACUUUCUCUCAAAGUUGUGAGGUUACAUAGAAAAUAGACUUUGUGCGGUGCGAGCUAUGGCGAAUGCACAAUCAACAUGUAACGUUUUUGUGUACAGCAGCCUCCAAGCAGACGUCGUCGUCCGGGUCCUCCUCAACCGCGUUCCUCCUUCUUCCCCGACUGCCCUCCACCAUUAUCAGAGAUUCAGCAUCAAGGGACGUGUUUACCCUGCAAUUCUACCAGUAGAAAGAAGUAAAGUCAAUGGAAGUCUUCUGUGGGGGAUCACUCUUCCCGAGUUGGAGAUCCUUGAUAACUUCAAGGAUGUUGAAUAUGAAAGGAGGAAUGUUGAUGUUUCUCUUAUGGAUAGUUCGGAAUUGAAGUGUUUCAGGCUUAUACGUAUGCUUGGGAUAAUGAGGCUGAUCCAGACUUGUACGGGGAGUGGGACUUUGAGGAAUGGAAGGAUCUGCACAUGGAAGAUUUUAUCAGAAUGACGACAGGAUUUGUGGAAGAAAAGGAACAACUGGAAUCGAGGACAAGGGUUCAAACUUAUGAGUCCUUCUACAAGCAAGAAGAUGACCAUUAGAAAAGGGGAGGAUGAUCAUACAUCUUCUCUUUUGGUUACUUCAUCUGUCUUAAAAUAUAAUAAUUUGUGCUACUGUACUUUGAGUAUGUAGUAGGUGUAGGAAUAAUAAAUAAUCUUUAAGGUUGUCUUGUCUUUCUUCAAAGAAAGAUUUGUGCAGAUAAAAAAAAUGCUUUCUCUGAAUUUUUCCCAUGCAUUUAAAAUAAUUUCAUGCUCCAGAUGUGUGGCCGAGGGAUUAAUGUUGUUUUUAUAAUUUAUGUUGUUUGCCAUUGGCGGCUUGAGCCUCUGCUAUUGACAUUCCUUUCUUUGUAUUUCAGAUCAAUUGAUUGUCGGUGAAGAAAAUCAAACAAGCUAUGCAAGGAAUAAAGUGGAAGUCAUAUGUUUAUUACCCUCAUGGUCUUCAAUCCCAGCAGCUACAAACAACCCCAAAAGAUUUUGUCUUUAAAAUUAAUGGAUA
Cuscuta epithymum is the source of this 1939-nucleotide messenger RNA. The record is from the annotation of a GenBank genome assembly. NCBI's taxonomy places the organism in Eukaryota, Viridiplantae, Streptophyta, Magnoliopsida, Solanales, Convolvulaceae.